CCCGAGCAGCCGACCGUCAGUGUGGCAUGUAAACAAGGUCAGACACACUGCAGCACACAGUCCGAACACUUCCUCCAGACUCGGACGACUGCUCGAUUUAAAGGCAACAGAAGAAGAAGAAGAAACCUCUUCACUAAAAUCACCUGAGGAGACCACAGGACUCUUCUUCCAGACCAGUCAAGAUGAUGCAGUGUUUUCACUUCAUGGUGGAGCCGGCCAAGAACUUUACGGCCAAGAUAAAGGAAUCACGCAAGAGAGCGAGGAAUGAGAAGAGGGAGCCUCUGGAUGAGGAUCAGCUGUUUGUUGUGGAUCUGGCUAGAGAUCUGAGCCGAGUGUGCCAGAGGUCAUCAGUCCUGGAGAACAUCUGGAACCUUGAGGACACCUGGCCAACAUCUCUCUGCAGGGUCUUCAUCCUAGAGUGGGCCUCCAUGUUAGAGAGCAAGAAGAGGCCGAUGCAGACAGAUGGCUGGCCCGAGAUGGACGAGGUCAAACAGCCUCAUAUGCUUAAUGAGCAGGACCUGCUGCAGGCCAAAUCUGUGAUCAUCAGCUGGAUCAAGGACCUGAGAGCUCAGCCUGAGCAAAGCGUGUGGCCCGGGGAACCUGUGGCAAAGGUUCUGGAGGACUUGCAGUCAGCCUGGCGUUGGGGCCGCACGCCCAAUCUGCUCACUGCUAUGGAGCUGGUGUUUUGGACUUUAAUUGUGCAGCGCCCAGAUAAGGACACCAUUCCGCAGCAGUGGCUCAUGUGGAAGCAGAGGACUCAGAAGAUUGGUGCCAUGUCCUACAUUCCUCAGCCAGUGUGGGAUUGGAUCUCAGAUGCGGAAGUGGAGGUGACUCUGGAUCUGGACACAGCCAACCCUGACCUGCUCAUCACCAACGAGAAGAGGAUGCGCUGUAGCUUAGAGAGGAAGGAAAUUCCCAACUACCACCAACGCUUCGACGGCUGGUGGUGCGCCGUCGGGAUGGAUGGCUUCGGCUCCGGCCGCCACUACUGGGAGGUGGAGGUGGGCGAGCGGGACUUUAGGCUGGGCGUGGCCAAAGAGUCGGCCCUGAGGAAAGGCUUCAAGUCCCUGAACACAGAUACGGGUUACCUGAGCCUGCGUUUGGAGAGGGGCACCGAGCUGAAGGCGCUGACGGUACCCUACACCGCCCUGCCGCCCCACCUCAUCCCCCGCAAGGUGGGCAUCUACCUCGACUACGACAUCGGCCAGCUGUCUUUCUACGACGUGGACAAACACGUCCAUAUUUACACCUACAACGAGAGCUUCGACGAGAAGCUGUACCCCUUGUUUGGUACAGUGGAGAUCAUCAAGGAUCUGGUGAUCAAGUCUCCAGAUGCUAAGACCCAGUGUCUCUGCCCCGUGCCCUGCCUCUGGGGUUAAGUUUCCUCCCGACACCUCUUCCUUUAAAAGCCAGUAGAUAUCAUAAUAAAGUAUAACAAAUGGUUAUGUAAUAAUCACUGGGAGGAAUCAGAGAUCCUGAUGUAAAAGACCAUCAUUGUGCUAUUGAAUAGCUGCACUAUGUGACCACUCUAUGCUGCUGCUGCUUUAAUGUGAUUGUUGCAACCACUUUCCUCACUAUAGAGUUACAGUGCUACUCCUUGCUCAUACAUAAUGUAUUUUCAUAUAUUUGAAAGGAAACCUAUAGUAUUAAUGUAAUGAAUUGUGCAAUAUUAACCCUGCAGUAAGAAUGCAUUGCUGUGAAUGAUAAAUAAACCAAAUCCAUGUCUUA
This is a messenger RNA of Sebastes umbrosus (honeycomb rockfish), 1728 nucleotides long. Its product is annotated as butyrophilin subfamily 3 member A3-like. The record is from RefSeq and is a predicted model, not a curated record. Gene Ontology annotation, molecular function: protein binding. NCBI's taxonomy places the organism in Eukaryota, Metazoa, Chordata, Actinopteri, Perciformes, Sebastidae. The coding region runs from base 183 to 1379 and encodes 398 amino acids. The transcript has 10 exons.